AUGACGACGCUGGGUGGCGAGCUGGGGGAGGCGUUGGGCAAGGCAGACGUGGGCAGCAAGGCAAGACGCUCCAAGGCUACUCCGGUGACACCGCGGGUCCCCAACGCCCGCGCCAAGGCCAAGCUGGGAGAAUUGACGUCGAUGGAAAGUGCAAAACUGCGGCUCGCUGACAAGAACCUGGAGGUUACGGUGAGAUUAUUUCUAUGGUUCGUGCUCGGGAAGAAGCGCAGGCCAUGCUGGCGGCUGCGGCUGCUCAUGGGGACGAACAGAUCCAGCGCACCAGCGUUCCGGGGCCGCUCACACAGCAGGCAAGCAGCACCGGCGCCCCCCAUGGCCAACACUUCCUGGUCCAGUGGCCUGUGCGGCUGCUUCGACGACGUUGGCGGCUGUUGCCUGACCUUCUUCUGCCCCUGCGUCACCUUCGGGAGGAUCGCCGCGAUCGUCGACAAGGGAGACACAUCUUGCUGCCUGAGCGGGACCGGGUAUCUGCUGCUCAACUGGUUUGCAGGGUUGGGCUGCCUCUACUCCUGCUACUACCGCUCCAAGCUGCGGGAACAGUAUGGCCUCCAGGAGAAGCCCUGCCCCGACUGCUGCGUCCACAUGUUCUGCGAGGCCUGCGCCCUCUGCCAGGAGUACCGCGAGCUCAAGAGCCGCGGCUUCGACAUGAGCGCCGGAUGGCAGGAGAACGGCGCUGCGACCGCCGCGCCCCAGAUGAACCCAGGGAUGACUCGUUAGUGCGUCCGCAUCUUCCGAUCAGUCGACUACUGCAUGCAUAUUAGUCGACUACUGCACGCAGUGCAUGCCAGCUUCUACGCCGGUCCUGUCAUCAGAUUAUGUUUAUGAUCGAGUGUAUGUGUGUCCGCCUUCCACCAUAUGAGUUGUUUCCAUAGAUAUUCGAAUCGGUAUAAUUGUAUCAAUGCCUUCUUUAUGUGCUAUAUGCGUGUUAUUGAGCGUGUGGACUGUAUAGACGUUUAUAUCCAUGAUCAAUGUAACUUUCAACUUCUGCUUC
Triticum urartu is the source of this 1009-nucleotide messenger RNA. RefSeq names its product cell number regulator 2-like. The record is from RefSeq and is a predicted model, not a curated record. NCBI's taxonomy places the organism in Eukaryota, Viridiplantae, Streptophyta, Magnoliopsida, Poales, Poaceae.